This is a messenger RNA of Spizellomyces punctatus DAOM BR117, 555 nucleotides long. RefSeq lists its product as uncharacterized. NCBI's taxonomy places the organism in Eukaryota, Fungi, Chytridiomycota, Chytridiomycetes, Spizellomycetales, Spizellomycetaceae. Bases 1 to 555 code for a protein of 184 amino acids. The record is from RefSeq and is a predicted model, not a curated record. The transcript has 2 exons.
AUGAGUUUUGGCUGGGAGUCAACGCUCCGAAACCUUACACAGUGGGCCAGCCCCUCACAAACCACAUCGUGGACCCCUACAGCAAGGCCACCGACAGUGGUGAAGCAGCGAAAAAGAGGGCGCCCAGCUCCGUGCGCCACUUGGCUCGACCGCGGGGUUCCCGAACACGAGGCGGGAAGCCAAAAAACAGCUCCGUUCACUGAUUGGCUGAACGAUGAUGCCCACGAGUUUGUGUCCGCCGUCAUUGAAGCAGCUAGGAUGGUGCUCCUAAGGAUGGCAAACACAGCAGAAGCCUCUGCAAGGCUCACCAGACCCCGACAUCACAAGCAUGUGGAGUACCAUUUCCAUGUGACAAACCUGAAAAGGGCCACGGAUACCUUUAUGGCCCUCUACGUAACCAGAACUGGCCCCGACGUGACCCCGGGUACCAUCAUUUGUACUGCAACAGAUCAAAUCUGGUUUUGUUGCAACGUCAGUGGCCGUGCCAGUAUCAUCUGGGUCAUGAACCAAAAUGCAGAUGAAGCGGACCCCACAGAUCUGGUACUGACCUGGUAA